GCCGGGAUGAUUGAGAGGGCCAACAGGGCCUUGGGGAGCUUCUGGCCUCUGAGGGGAGUUGCCACUGCUGCUGGAGGGUCUGUGCUGGAGCUGCCGCCACGACGAUCCCUCCUCUAUGUGCCAGGAGACAGCGACAGGAAGAUUUGCAAGGCCGCCGGCCUGGGGGCUGAUGUGACCUGCCUGGACCUGGAGGAUGCGGUGGCGGGCAGUAGAAAGGAAGCUGCACGGGACGUGGCCGUCAAGGCGCUGGCCCAGGUCAGCUUUGGACGCAGCGAGCGCGCGGUGCGGGUCAAUUCCAUCCAGUCUGGGCUGUGCGAGGAUGACCUGCGGGCGGUGCUGACCGGGGAGGCGCUGCCGGAUGCGCUGGUGGUGCCAAAGGUGGACACAGUUGACCACGUGCGCUGGCUGUUCGGCCAAGCCAAGGGCCUGCUGGGAAGCCGGCAGCGGCAGCAGCAGCAGCAGCAGCAGCAGGGUUCCGCGUCAGUGGCGCUCAUCACCAUGUGCGAGUCGGGCAUGGGCCUGCUCAACCUGCGGCACAUCUUCGAGGCCUGCCUCACGGACGAGCAUAGGCAGCUGCUGCGGCUGGAGGCUUGCAUCUUUGGGGCAGACGACUACUGCGCUUCGCUGGGCAUGAAGCGCCAGCCAGGCACAGAUGACACGCUGUUUGCGCGGCGCUGGGUGGCGCUGCAUGCCAGGGCGUUUGGGCUGCAACCUAUCGACCAAGUGUAUAUCGACUACAAGAACACGCACGCGCUGGGGGCGGAGGCGCUGGAGGGGCGCGGCAUUGGCAUGGCCGGCAAGCAGGUCAUCCACCCCUCGCAGAUUGGGCCUGUGCAGGAGGCCUACAGCCCAGACCCAAGAGAAGUGGAGGAGGCUAGCGAGCUUGUGGAGGCAUUUGAGAAGCACCAGGAGGAGGGCCAGGGCACCUUCACCUUUAGGGACAAGAUGAUAGACCAGCCCACCUACCUACAAGCAAGGAACCUGCUCAAGUUGGCACAGCGUGUGGGCGGCGGCGGCGGCGGCAAGUAAGCGGGGCCCCAGCUGUCUGCACUGACUGCAAAGCCCUGUGUCGGGCAGCCUGUCAGACAAACGUUGCUUUACACAAGGAACUGCUUUACACAAGUAAAUGUUCGGUCGUUCCAUGCGCCCGUGAAUCCUGGAGCAGCGGUAAAUAGAUGCAUUUGAGCUGAAUGGACCUGACUGGAGCGCAGUGUCGAUGAGCCGCAUGCAGAAUAGGGAGGCUGAAGUGGCGGCGCAGCGUGGCGGCGCGCUCUGCCACGCUGGGCGCCCCGUCACCCUCCCAGUGCAAACAUACCUC
This is a messenger RNA of Chlorella variabilis, 1318 nucleotides long. RefSeq lists its product as hypothetical. The transcript has 10 exons. The record is from RefSeq and is a predicted model, not a curated record. Lineage: Eukaryota; Viridiplantae; Chlorophyta; Trebouxiophyceae; Chlorellales; Chlorellaceae. Gene Ontology annotation, biological process: regulation of cobalamin catabolic process. Gene Ontology annotation, molecular function: (S)-citramalyl-CoA lyase activity. The coding region runs from base 7 to 1029 and encodes 340 amino acids.